CAUCUUCGUCCCCAUCUGUCUGUCUUCUUUUAGAUUAAUGUCUUUACCAGUCGUUUAGUUUUCUCACCUUCUCUGUGUGGCCAAUGUUAAGUUUGGGCUGAGUUGCUCGGAGCUCAGCGACGUCACAAACGGUAGACAAACACUGCCGCGCUUGAGGGCAGAGCUUCCCCUUCCCCUCAUCACAGCAUACCUAAAAAACAGCCCACGCCACAGCCUCGUGCAAAGACAUUCAAACAGAAACCACAUCACUGGCGGGUUAUUAAUGCAGACUCACUCACAUGCACACACUUGACAGGAAGGUUUGACCCCAUUUGCCACUGUACUGUAUCGCUGGAGGAGGAGAGUGCGUCAGUGAGGAGUGUGAAGCUGCUGGAGCAUGUGGUCGCUGGUGGUCACUCCCGGCUCAGACCUCGCCCCCCCCUCUCCGUCCACGCUGAUCACUUAGGGAGACGACAGAGAAGAACAAGUGUGUGAGUGUGACGUGAUGAAGGACUGAUCAGGGCUGUUGAGUGCCAGCGUGAAAGAGGAAAUGACUCUGAAUGUAUCUGCAGCGUGGGAGAUGGAGUCCCUGACCAACUCCUCCUCAGGAUGUGGACACAACACGACCAGCUGGGAUCAGCGCAUGGAUACAAUGUACUUCUACUUCUACCUGCUGCUCUUCAUCCCCGGGCUGCUGCUCAACACCACCGCUCUCUGGGUGCUCUGCAGACACAUCAGUAAGAAGACCAAGGCGGUGAUCUUCAUGAUAAACCUGGCGUUAGCAGACCUGGUCCACAUCCUCUCUCUGCCCCUCAGGAUUCACUAUUACUUCACACACACCUGGCCCUUCGGACAGGGCGUCUGCUUGUUCUGCUUCUACCUCAAGUACCUCAACAUGUACGCCGCCAUCGUGUUCCUGAUGUGUAUCAGCGUGCAGAGGUGCGUCUUUCUGCUCAACCCGUUCUCUGCUCGCCGGUGGAGGCGGCGCUAUGACCUGUUGAUCAGUAUCGUAGUGUGGGUGGUGGUCGGUAUGGCUUGCUCGCCUUUCAUCCUGAUGCGGAGCAGCAGCAGCACCAGCACCACCACUAGUCUCGGCGUCAGCACGUACACGGUCCACAACAUGUCCUAUUCUCUGCGUGCCCCUUCUACCCAGCAUCCCUUGGGUUACACCAAGCUUCCUGCGAGCACGAGCACCAGCAGAGUCUCCGAUCCCGGCUCCACCAAAGUCGGAGGAUGUUUUAAGGACUUGCCCACGCGUCGUCUGCCGAUCUCUCUGGCGGUCACCAUGAUGACUCUCGCUGAGCUGUUUGGUUUCCUCAUCCCUUUGGCCUGCAUCAGUUACAGCUCCAUCCGCAUCGCCCGCUCCCUCAACCAAAGACAGACCCAGGAUCAGCAGCAAAACUCGACCGCACACAGCCCCCAAGCGCGCAGCCGACUCCAGUCGGUCACCUCCAACUGCCAGACUGAUAAAUAUAACGAGAAGCUGACCAACGCCGAGAAGCGGCGCGCCCUGCGGAUGGUGCUGAGCUGCUCGGUCCUCUUCCUGAUCUGCUUCGCACCCUACCACCUCAACUUCCUGCUAUAUCUGAUGGUGAAGCAGGACAUCGUGUCCCACUGUGCCACCAAGCUGGCCGUGCAUCAGUUCCACCCGGUGUCUCUGUGUCUGGCGAGCCUGAGCUGCUGCCUCAACCCUCUACUGUAUUACUUUGUAACGGCCGAGUUCAGGCUGCACCUCACCAGGCGCACCUCCUCCUUCACCGCCUCGCUGCUUUCCUCCCCAAUCAGCUCGCCAACCCAGCGUACCACUCAGCACAGACUGACGAGCAUGGAGAGUAGCUGCUCAGACAGGGACUAGCAUUAUUCACAACGGCACAUCCAGGUACUUCACAAAAAGUCAAGGACACACCCUCUUUUGGGGGGAUAGGACCAAGCCUCCAGGAAGAGCGCCGGUCCAAUUUUCGUAGUGGCCAAACGAUGGUACUACAACUUCCGUGUCCGUCACGUUAGAAGACUUUUUCCCAUAGACUUACAUUGGGAGAGAGACGUCUGUAGC
Molecule: messenger RNA, 2032 nt
Organism: Sebastes umbrosus (honeycomb rockfish)
Lineage: Eukaryota; Metazoa; Chordata; Actinopteri; Perciformes; Sebastidae
Gene: p2ry10
Product: P2Y receptor family member 10
Exons: 4
Coding region: 530-1834 (434 amino acids)
Biological process (GO): positive regulation of Rho protein signal transduction; phospholipase C-activating G protein-coupled receptor signaling pathway
Cellular component (GO): membrane
Molecular function (GO): G protein-coupled receptor activity
Source: RefSeq, a predicted model, not a curated record